ACAGAGCAUGGUUGCCAUGGCAUCGCUGAGUCAGUACAGCGGUUAAAGCACGGUCACUCUCCUGGCUUUUACUGUGGGAUGUUCAGUCAGCACGCUGGUGCGCACCGGCUGAACGCAGCACCGGCUUGGCGGACAUACUCUCCGUUUCGGCUCCGCUCUGUCCCGGGAUGAGACUUCCCCAUCAGCUGUGACGACCAGGUCCGCCGUUGUGAGGCACGCUGGGGGGACACGUCGCACACCUGCGGCUGGAUGGAAAUAGAUGGAGGAACUUGCGCCGCAGCCGCCGCCGUCGCCGCUCUCAGCCGAUUACUUCACCUUCUCUCGUGGACCACGGGAGAGCGCGCUUGUAAGCUGAUUUAACCCGAGGGAUGCGAAUAACUCUCCGGGAUUAGAAGGUUAUUGGGUGAACGACAAUGCCCCGCGGCUCGGUCCGGCACUCCCGGCUAUUGUUGGCGCGGCUGCGGACGCACGGUUCCCGGUCUCCUCCGGUUCAUCUCCAGUAGCUGUAUCCCGGUACAGCCUUUGCCCCCUGCGCCUCCUCGCUGCUUCGCUCAGGUCGCCCUCCCGGUGUGGAUAGGAUAAUAUGACUUCCUGGCUCCGCACAUACGGCAGCGUCCCUCUGUGUCUCCUGCUCUGCUGCUUUGUGUUCACUGUCUGCGCAGAAGCCUCCGGUGCCGGUGACAGUGGGUGUUGGUCUCCUAGUAUCACUUCUUGCACAGAGUGUCUAAGCCGCGGACCACAGUGCGCCUGGUGCUUCAAGGAGGACUUUUUGGAUGGUGCGGGCCCGAGCCAGCGUUGCGACCUGCCAGCGAAGCUGCUCAGGAGGGGAUGUAAAGCCGAGUUCAUGGAGCAGUCAGAGAUCAAGGUGGAGGUGAAUGCCACAAUCAGCAGCACGCAAGUGUCCCCACGAGACAUCAGCAUCAACCUCAGUCCAGGUUCAGAGGCCAGCAUCAUCGUGUCUGUGAAGCAGCUGGAGCGUUAUCCUGUGGAUCUGUACUACCUGGUGGAUGUGUCGGCAUCUAUGCAGGAAAACCUUGAUCAUUUAAAGACGGUGGGCAUCGCUCUGUCUCUUCUUAUGACGGAGCACUCCUCAGACCUUUGGCUGGGUUUCGGCUCUUUUGUGGACAAACCCGUCUCCCCUUACAUCAACGUCCAUCCCACCAAGAUCAACAACCCUUGCAGUGAUUAUGAGAUACGCUGUCGUCCAGCCCACGGCUUCCACCACGUCCUAAGCAUUACAGGAAAUAUGAGCGAGUUCACACAUGUGAUCAAACGCCAGCGCAUCUCUGGAAACAUGGACACACCGGAGGGAGGACUGGAUGCUAUGCUGCAAGCUGCUGUCUGCCAGAGAGCUGUGGGUUGGCGACCAGAGGCCAAGCGUCUUUUGCUCCUGAUGACCGACCAGCCAUCUCACCUGGCCCUGGAUAGCCGGCUGGCAGGGAUUGUCACGCCACAUGACGGCCUGUGUCACCUGGAAAACAAUGUCUACACAGGGAGCACUAGGAUGGACCAUCCCAGUGUGGGCCAGUUGUCUGAUAAGCUGCUGGAAAACCAAAUCUUCUCCAUCUUCGCUGUGGAGAAACAGCAGUACCAGUGGUACGAGGAGUUGGUACGUCUGCUACCUGGCUCCUAUCUGGGGAAGUUAGGCCUAUUCGAUGCUCCGAACCUUAUACAGCUGGUGGUGGACGCGUACAAGAGGUUGUUGUCGGAGGUGGAGGUAUCAGUGUCAGUCGAGGACAAGGCCGUCAGCAGGUACUGGGUGUCUGUAUCUCCUCUCUGUCCUGAUGGAUCCACUGCUAAGGACAAGAGCUGCUCGGGGGUGCAGCCCAACCAAACGGUCUACUUCAAUAUCACCAUUGGCCUGCGCUCUUGUCCUGAGGAUGGUGAAGAUGAAGAUGUUACAGUAAUGGUUCGCCCUGUUGGUUACAACGAAUCCACCGUCGUUAGGAUCCACUCGAAAUGUCGCUGCAGUUGUGGACCGAAAAAACAGUGCAAUGGUUGUUCCCUCUCCACAGCAACCUGCCAGUCAGCCAACGGCUUUCUGUGCAGCGGCCGGGGCAGAUGUGUGUGUGGCAAGUGUGUGUGUGACGACCCCCAACACUCUGGAGACUUCUGUGAGAGAUGUCCUGCCUGCCAAAGCACCUGUCAAUCAUACUGGAAGUGUGUGGACUGCCACCUGUCUCAUGGUUUCACACAGAAAUCGGCAGGACACUGCAACAGCACCUGUGCCCCACUGGUGGGCUACAUGGAGGAUGUCUCUGGUCAAGCAGGGCAGAUGUGGAUUCAGUGUAUGUACAUCAGUAAUGACAGCUGUCGUUAUCGGUUUCAAACAAGCUCACAGUCUGGUGAGACCCAGCUUCACAUUAGCACAAGACCAGAGUGUGCCAGCAGCAGCCGGCUGGUAGGAACAUUCCUGAGUGUGUGUGCUCUGACAGUGCUGUGCGGUCUGGUGGUGGUGGCGGUGUCCCGGCUGCUGCUACAGAAGAAAAACAUGUCACCAGGGGGUGCUGCUGAGGAGGAAGCCUAUCACUGCCCUGGAAAGGACCUGUCAUACAUCCCCACAACCAACGAGAAGACAGUUACCUACAGGAGGGACCGUCCACUUGACCGCCCUGUGGAGAUGCACAUCCAGGUUCCCAAGAUGCCUCUGGGUGACCCCUGGCAGUAUUAAGCAGAGGUCAAAGGUGAAGGCCAGAGGGAAGUUAGGAGAGACAUAUAGAAGAAGUGUUGACUAAAGGCUUCAUUUCUGCCUCUUAACCUUCAUAAAACUUCAACCAGCAGCAUGUGGAGACACUGAUAAUGGAAAACUAAACUAUGAAUCCUUCAUGGGGUCACAUGUGUGAAACGAACUGAACUGAUGAAUUUUCAUAGACUCUGCGACUAAGUGGCCAGUAUCCUGGAAAUUGAGAUGAAACAAAGAGCACAAGUACCCCAACUCUUCUUCCUCUGUAGCAGCAAGGAGGCUGCUUCUUCCACAGGGUAAAGGGUGACCAUUCCUCGCUUUUUUUAGCCACGCAGCAAUUACUCCUCUAACUUAUGAGUGAAUGUAUGUGUGUGUGUGAGUGUGUGGUGUAGGUAGAUGCAUUCAUGCUCUAUCUUGGCUUUCUAUUUAUGAUUUUAUAGUAAAAACACUACAUGUCUUAGAUUCAUGUGAUUGUUUGACGCGCCAACUGUGCCAUCUCCCUGUCUUAGUCUGCCCCCUUGUGGCCAUCUUUAGGUACGACACGUUUUCUUCAUUACUGACCUCAUCUGUAUUUCCAUGGGAUUUAAUUCAUGAAGCACUCCAAUAACUCUGUAUGCCUUUUUAUUUUUUUAAUCUGAGUAGAUUUUCAGUCAUAUGUGGAGUACCCUGUCUUCUAGGGUUUUUCAACAUUUCUAUGUUGCAUUUUGUUUUUGUUAACCGAUCAACUGCAUUUGCAAAUUAGUGUUAUUUUGAGGCAUUUAAUCAUAAUUGAGACUAUAGUUUCAUAUGAUUGUCAGUUGUUGAUUAGACUUGCACUAGAACAAUUGUUUUGCAUUAUACUACUGAAAACUGUGUGUGGCAGGAGAGCUGUACCGGUGGAUUUGAUACGAUUGGUUUGCUAUAUGUUGGGCAUUAGAAGAGCAUUUGAAGCUAUUGUAACAAAUCCACAACACUGGAAUAAUAAUGGACUGAAAAUUCAUGCUUAAAAAAAGCGACAUCCUGUCACUUAACUGGCAACUGUAUCAUCAAACGCCUGUACAUGUGGCCUCUAUAACAGAGACAGAGCCUGAACUGUGUUUGCAUGCAACUGCUGAUCAUCCUAGAGCCAUUAGUAUCCAGAGUCCAAGACCAGUUCCUGUACAAAGGUACAAAUCAGCUCUGAAGGUACUGAGAUCAGAGGUGGAAAUACACCUCUCAUGCACUAGAUCACCUGGAUCCAGAGUGCCAGUUUGCAUGGCAUCUUGUGAAACUUUUGCUCUCCCAAUCUUGUUCCACUUUUUGAAUUGUAUUUAACACAAUAUUGUUUACAGCAAUGCCUGCUCUAUAUUACUGUAAGUCAAGAACACUAUUAUUUAUUGUGAUUCUAUUUUCUUCUUUUUAUUUAUGUUAAUUGUGCUAUUUUAUGAUAAGGCUACUUGAGUUGCAGGUAAUAAGUACUGUUUGUGUUUAUGAAGAGCGGUAUCUAUCUCUAACCACGAGAAUAAUUCAGCAAUAAGGUAAUAAUCAUCUCAUCUAACCGGGCGCUGAGUUCGGGGUAACAACAGCACUUUUUCGUGUAGUUAAAACUGUCAAUUAAUGUGACUACCUGUGUAGCAUGAACAUUUUGAUCACAAUAAAAGGUACAAGAUUUUUUUAUGA
Molecule: messenger RNA, 4321 nt
Organism: Morone saxatilis (striped sea-bass)
Lineage: Eukaryota; Metazoa; Chordata; Actinopteri; Moronidae
Gene: itgb8
Product: integrin, beta 8
Biological process (GO): integrin-mediated signaling pathway; cell migration; cell adhesion mediated by integrin
Cellular component (GO): focal adhesion; integrin complex; cell surface
Molecular function (GO): integrin binding
Source: RefSeq, a predicted model, not a curated record